GUCCUGUAGUAUAAGAGCGCCGCGGCGGCCGUGGCGGGCUCAGUGUGCGCGGCUGCCUCUCGCGCGAUGACGAUGACGUCGACGCGCCCCGGGACCGGCCUCGCGGUGCUCUGCCCGCUGCUGCUGCUCGCCUCUGCGGCGGCUGCCGCUUUUCCGCGCUACCUCGCAGAGGGCGAGCCGUGCUGGGAGUCGGGAGCGGAGGGCCGCUGCCUGCGGGUUCGAGCCUGCCCGGCGGCGCGCGAGGCGCUGGCGCAGCGCCGGCCGCUGCCGCGCCGCUGCGGGUUCGCCGGCUACGAGGAGGUGGUGUGCUGCGUGCAGGAGCAGCGGGAGCCCCCAACCCCCGACGUCGUCGCGCCCGACUACUUCCCCAGCAGGGACACCGAUGGCGGCGGCGACAGCAACAACAUCGUCGACGACGGCUGGGCGAGGCCCGCGGCCGACCGGCCCAGCGUCGCAGCCUGCAAGUCCUACAGGAGUCAACGCGAUGGUCUGACGUACCACAUCCUCUACGGCGAGAAAGCUCGACAGGCGGAGUUUCCACAUAUGGCGGCCCUGGGCUACAGCGUGGCGGGCACGGAGGGCCUCAGCUGGCUGUGCGGAGGGACCCUCAUCAGCGACCAGUUCGUCCUCACCGCGGCCCACUGCUGCGCCAACAGGGUCAUGAGGAGACCCCUGAGGGUGCAGAUCGGGACGCUGGAGAUCCCCCCCACGGAGGGCAGUGACUCCAUGUACGGAGUGGAGGACGUGAUCGUCCACCCGGGCUACAAGCGGCCCUACUACGCCAACGACAUCGCGCUGCUGAGGCUGGACCGGCGGGUGCAGUUCUCCGACUCGGUGUUCCCCGCCUGCCUGCACACGGAGGGCGGCGACCCGCCCACUCUCACCGCCACCGGCUGGGGCGCGACCGCGGCCAGCGGAACGAGGAUGAGCCCGCUGCUGCUGAAAACAACGAUUUCCCCGUUCCCGCUGUCGCACUGCCAGAGGACUUACGAGAACAAGUUCCCCAACGGGCUGGACUCGUCGGUGAUCUGCGCCGGCGACCCGCAGGGGAAGGCGGACACCUGCGUCGGUGAUUCCGGAGGCCCUCUUCAAGUCGUCGGAGAACGUGCUCCGUGUUCAGUUGUCGGGGUUACUAGCGUAGGGCCGAAACCGUGCGGCGGUUCCAUACCCAGUGUGUACACGCGAGUCUCCAGCUACCUAGACUGGAUUGAGAAACACGUGUGGCCAUAAGACAUUAUUCACAAACUAAACUGCUUAUGGGAGUCGUAGCAUGUGAACUUCGUCUUCCAGUACAUACCUUCAUACACUGUAUUCCAGUUGGUUCAAUGGCCAGUAAAGCGUACUCUCCGGCUGUCAAACUGUGAUAACCUAACUGUUUAGUGUAAGAAUGUUCUCAUACUAUUUAUUAGUUGUGAAAAGUGUCAGAGUUCAGUAUUGCACAUUGUAAUCAUUGCUUCAAAGACGCAUCGAAAUGAGAAAAAUUUAUGUCCCAUAGGCAUAUAUAUCUCAUAUAUUUCGCAUGUACUAUAACGAGACUUCAAAUUUAUCCAAGUCUAGUUCCUUACUUCCUGUUUUUAAAAUGACUUCUGCAUAUUGCAAAUAAGACAGCCAACAAAAUAAUUCACAUCAGUCACGGUUGGUAUUAUUCCUAAUAUCAUCUCAGCAUACAUCAAACUUCGACUGACUGGACCACUCACACAACACGACGAAUCUAUAGAACUCUUAUGUACUGUAUUCACAACAAUUCAACUCAUUAUUGUUAUUCAUUUUCAUAAAAUGAUAGUUGUUUAUUAUGUAAAUACUACAUAACUAUAGUAAUGUACGUACUAAAAGUUAGAGAAGUAAAGAAAAAAUUAUGACUUUUCCUUCACUUUUAAUGGUCCUGUUUAACAGGGCCUAGCAUGUCCGAAAACAGAAUUUCUCUGACGUAAGAUGUUCCUGAGGAGAAAUGUUGCGGUUUUAAGUUACUCUUGUAUAUUUAUGUACAUAGAAUUUUGGAUUCAGUAUUUUAUUAAUGUAAUCGACUUAUAGCAUUUUGUCGAUUUCACAUGAGUUUUAAUAACAAUAUUUUAUUAAAUCCAGUG
Messenger RNA from Schistocerca gregaria, 2084 nucleotides. RefSeq names its product serine protease persephone-like. Gene Ontology annotation, biological process: proteolysis. The transcript is spliced from 7 exons. Bases 67 to 1230 code for a protein of 387 amino acids. Gene Ontology annotation, molecular function: serine-type endopeptidase activity. NCBI's taxonomy places the organism in Eukaryota, Metazoa, Arthropoda, Insecta, Orthoptera, Acrididae. The record is from RefSeq and is a predicted model, not a curated record.